CCUUGGGAAGUCUGGCCUUCGAGUCUCCUGCCUUGGCCUCGGUACGUGGGUGACGUUUGGGUCCCAGAUCUCAGACGAGAUGGCCGAGAACGUGCUCACGAUCGCUUACGAAAACGGGGUCAACCUCUUUGACACGGCUGAAGUCUACGCUUCUGGCAAAGCAGAAAAAACUUUGGGGAACAUCUUGAAGAGCAAAGGUUGGAGGCGUUCCAGCUACGUCGUCACCACAAAAAUUUACUGGGGAGGCCAGGCUGAGACCGAAAGGGGCUUAUCCCGGAAGCACAUCAUUGAGGGGUUAAAAGGGUCCCUGCAGAGACUCCAACUGGGAUACGUCGACAUCGUCUUUGCUAACCGGAUGGACGCUAACAGCCCCAUGGAAGAGAUUGUCCGAGCCAUGACCUACGUGAUCAACCAGGGGAUGGCCAUGUACUGGGGGACCUCUCGCUGGAGCGCCAUGGAGAUUAUGGAAGCCUAUUCUGUGGCACGACAGUUCAACCUCAUUCCUCCCGUGUGCGAACAGGCAGAAUAUCAUAUGUUCCAGCGGGAAAAGGUGGAGACCCAGCUUCCAGAGCUGUAUCACAAGAUUGGAGUAGGAGCCAUAACUUGGUCUCCGCUGGCGUGUGGGCUUAUCACAGGAAAAUACGAGGAGCGAGUGCCCGAAAACUGCCGGGCUGCCAUGAAGGGGUACCAAUGGCUGAAGGAGAAGCUGCAGAGUGAAGACGGGAAGAAGCAGCAGAGCAAGGUGAAGGAGCUCCAGCCCAUUGCCGAACGCCUGGGGUGCACUGUGGCACAGCUGGCCAUUGCCUGGUGUCUCCGCUCUGAAGGGGUCAGUUCCGUGCUCCUGGGGGUCUCUAGUGCUGAACAGCUCAUUGAGAACCUCGGAUCCAUCCAGGUUCUAACCCAGCUGACCCCACAAGUCGUCCAGGAAAUUGAUGCGCUUCUGGGGAACAAGCCCAACGCCAAGAAGGAGUCCCGGGCGUAGGGACGCAUUGGCGCCCGGGACUGGGCUCGCUUUUGUCCCAUCAGACUGCCCCCUCUCCUGCUCCUCUGUGGAUCCCGUCCCCCCCGCCUGCCUCCCACCAGCUGCUGCCUUGUACGGGGCGGGGUGGGCAAAGAGGAGUUGCUUUGCGCAUGAACCAAAUAUCCGUAUACUUCCAUGGUGGGUGAAGGAGAAGGGUUUCAUCCUGCCCCGUGGCAGCUGCUUAGUCUUGAGUUCAAACUAUGGCAUGAGCAAUCAGCACUAGGGCUUGGCGGGGAGACCCACCGCUUCCCGCUUGGGCUCGAACCCGGGCCGCUUCGCCCUUUUCCAUAUCAGGAGGCCUGGCUUUCUCCAGAGGGGCAGGUAGAUUGUUGGAAGGGGGGCGGCAUAGAGAAAUAAGCACAACCUUGGUAUAAGAGAACCUUGAUUUGUUUUGGUGUAAGAUAACCUUGAUUUAACUGCACCCCCCGUCCCUUGUGUGGAGUCACUCCACCCAUUUCUCUUUGUUUCUCUGGACUGUUUUUCGGGGCUCAGGUUUCUCCCUCCCUUGGGGGUUGUGCCAUGUGGCAAGCAACUUUCCCCAACCAGCUGCCUUUUUUUUGGACAUGCUGGGGCGUCCUGGGGUUGUAGGAACAACACGUGUCCUAAAGGCAUCAGUUGGGGGAGAGCAGCUCAAGGAACACCCCAGAACCAUCACAAUCGCAAUACGGUCCAAAGUUCCCCAAGAUGAACACCAGCACCAUUGUCAGAAAUCCCUAAGAGGCAUUGCCAAAGGGUUAGGCUGGCCUAAAUCAGGACAUAAGUGGGAAAAUCCCACACGUUGUGGAGGAAAAACAGAUCCUUUGGGUUUCCAACCCAUCACUCCUUAAGCCCCAAUUUAAUUCUUCCAGUUUGCAUUUUCAGUUCUUUUGGCCUUCCUUGUUCUUACUUCCAUUACUCACGAAAGUAAUCUGUCCAGCAGAGCCUUGUGAUUCCCCCUUU
Python bivittatus (Burmese python) is the source of this 1960-nucleotide messenger RNA. Lineage: Eukaryota; Metazoa; Chordata; Lepidosauria; Squamata; Pythonidae. The record is from RefSeq and is a predicted model, not a curated record.